This is a messenger RNA of Eruca vesicaria subsp. sativa (arugula), 306 nucleotides long. NCBI's taxonomy places the organism in Eukaryota, Viridiplantae, Streptophyta, Magnoliopsida, Brassicales, Brassicaceae. The record is from the annotation of a GenBank genome assembly.
AUGGGAAUCAAACUCAGCCGUGAUCAUUCAAAUUCCGCCUUCCACGACAGUAAUUACCACCAAUACUUUGAAGAUCAGAAGAUUAAGACAAAGAUCGGUGACGACACGAGGAGUAAAAAUCAGCUAAACAACUUCAAGAUCCCACUUCAUUAUCCAAAGUAUACAAAGAGUGAUUACGAGAAAAUGCCAGAGUGGCAACUGGAUCAGCUUUUGAGAGAGUAUGGCUUGCCGAUCAUCGGAGAUUCCAACGAGAAGAGGAAGUUUGCCGUCGGAGCUUUUCUCUGGUCGCCGGAGAAGGAGCACUAG